GGGAGAGGAGGCGGGACUUCCGCAUUUGUGGGCGGAUCCGGCUGGGUGUUGAUUUGUCAGUAAAAAAGCGGAGAUCAAUAUUACAACAUUGUGAUUUUUGUUUCUGAAUAAUAAAGUAAAUAGUUCGUUGCGCUCGCGGUAGAUCUGCAAUCAUGCCAGGAAUCGAUAAAUUACCAAUAGAGGAAACUCUGGAGGACAGUCCGCAGACUCGCUCUCUGCUCGGUGUGUUUGAGGAAGAUACAGCAGCCACAUCCAGUUAUUUCAGUCAGCUCUUCAAAGCCAUGCAGAGAAUCUACGACGCUCAGAAUGAACUGAGUGCUGCCACACAUCUGACGUCUAGAUUACUGAAGGACUACGAGAAGCAGCGUUUUCCUCUGGGAGGUGAUGAUGAGGUCAUGAGCUCCACUUUGCAGCAGUUUGCCAAAGUCAUUGACGAGCUCAGCUCGUGUCACGCCGUUCUCUCCACUCAGCUCGCAGACGCCAUGAUGUUCCCCAUCACACAGUUUCAGGAGAGAGACCUGAGAGAGAUUGUCAUCCUGAAGGAAGUGUUUCAGAUUGCAAGUGAUGAACACGACGCAGCUGUAAACAGAUACAGUCGACUGUCUAAACGAAGGGAGAAUGAGAAGGUGAAGAAUGAAGUGAUGGAGGACGUCUACACGUCCAGGAAAAAACAGCACGAGACCAUAAUGCAGUACUUCGCAUCGCUUAACAUGCUGCAGUACAAGAAGAAGAUGGCUCUGCUGGAGCCGCUGCUGGGAUACAUGCAGGCGCAGAUCAGUUUCUUCAAACUGGGCUCAGAGAAUCUGACGCAGCAGUGGGAGGAGUUUCUCACCAACAUUGGAACCAGUGUCCAGAAUGUUCGCAGGGAAAUGGACAGCGAUGCUGAAGCGACCGAGCAGACGAUUCAGGACCUGAAAGCGGCCAGUGACCCGCUCUACAUGCCCGACCCGGAUCCCAACAAGAUCCCUGUGAACCGCAAUCUGACCCGCAAGGCCGGCUACCUCAACACUCGCUAUAAGACGAGUCUGGUGUCGUCUGCUUGGGAUCGUCAGUAUUUCUUCACGCAGGGAGGAAACCUCAUGAGCCAGUCGCGUGGAGACGUCGCCGGAGGUCUCGUUAUGGACAUCGACAACUGCUCCGUCAUGGCUGUGGACUGUGAUGACCGACGCUUCUGCUUUCAGAUCACAUCGUUUAAUGGCAAGAAGGCCGUCAUAUUACAGGCGGAGAGCAGGAAAGACUGUGAGGAGUGGAUUGCGACCAUAAACAACAUCUCUAAGAGGAUAUACCUCAGUGAGAACCCAGAGGAAAUCGCAGCGAGAGUGAAUCAGUCGGCUCUGGAGGCUGUAACUCCUUCACCUUCCUUCCAGCAGCGGCACGACAGUUUCAGACCGAGCACGCAAGGUCGUUCGGGCAGUCAGUGCUCCGCGGGCUCCGAGUCUCCGGCGCUGUCGUCUCUGUCUCUGGAUUCGCUGGUGGCUCCGGACACGCCCAUUCAGUUUGACAUCAUCUCACCGGUCAGCGAGGAGCACACGAGUCAGGCCAAGAGCGGCGCUCAGGGCAGAAGGACCAACCCAUUUGGUGAAUCUGGAGGGUCAAAGUCUGAAGAAAGUGAAGACUCGAUUCUGCACCAGCUUUACAUCGUCCGGUUCCUGGGCUGCAUGGAGGUGAAGGCCACAGAGAGCACAGACGUCAUCUAUGAGACCAUGAGACAGAUCCUGGCCGCCCGAGCCAUUCACAACAUCUUCAGGAUGACCGAGUCUCAUCUGCUCGUCACCUGUGAAUGCCUCAAGCUUAUUGACCCACAGACACAAGUCACAAGACUAUGGUUUCCUCUCUCCAGCGUUGUGCUGUGUGCGUCACAUCAGGAGAACAAGCGCCUUCUUGGUUUUGUCCUGAAGACGGCAGGAGGACGAAUGGACGGACGACCCGUCACAGUCUGCUACGUCUUUGAGUCAAACAAUGAUGGAGAGAAGAUCUGUGACAGUGUAGGACUGGCGAAGCAGAUCGCCCUCCACUCUGAGAUGGACCGCAAAGCCACACAGAAACAGAGAGAUUUGGACAAAGCCAAGGAGAAACAACAAGAAGAACUUCAUAAACAAAAACAGAUCGAGAAGGAUCUCGAGGAACAAAGCCGUUUGAUAGCCACCUCUAGUCGACCCAGCCAAUCAGCUGCUGAUGGACAGUUCUUGGUCCUAAGCAACAGCCAAUCAGAGGACAGCGAGGCAGGAGAGGAGGGGCAGAAAAAGGGUGAAUCAAAUGCCUGAUGAAAACCGUUCAGUGCUUGGAUUCAACAAAUAUAUCACUUCCUGUUCUUCAAGGGUUCUUCAGAGUGGCCUGCAGAAGCAAUGAUUUAAAUAUGGAAAAAAAAGUGAAUUCUUUUUAAUUGUCGAAGUUGUUAUUUGUAGGAAUCCUGUAUUUUUACCAUAUCCGUUAUUGAACUGCAUUUGCUUUUAGAGGGUUUUAUAUAUGUAUGUGUAAAAAUGAAUCCACUACCAUGAUGAAGACGUAAGGCGAAAUUUAUUGCUAUAUUUCGAUCAAGUUGCACGUGUGAAUAAUAUCUGAUUUAAUACUAAAUAUGUUAAGGGCUUGGUUUUCUGUUCUCACUGAUAAUGUUUUAAGGCUGCAUGUUUUUUCGUUCGUAUCAUGUCAACGGUGGAAGAAUUGAGAGUGAAUUUCACAAAACAGGUCAAGAAUGUGAUGCAUUAUGGUAAAUCGAAAUAAUACUAAAUAUCUUAACCGGGGCAAAUCAAUUGUUUCUGAAAUAUGAGCCAUUCUUGAGAGAUUCUGUGAGGUUCAUCCUACUGCAUUUCAAAACGAUUUAUAAUAUGUCUUUGUUAUUAAUACAGUUCUGUUUUUUGUCCAUGAGCUAUUGCAACAAUGUUUCAUAAUAUUUUUCAUCUACACACUCAUAUGUUUGAUUCAUUUUAUAGACCGUUAUGUAAUCACUCACUGUGAUCACUAAGGAAUCAUUAUUUUUUUUUAAUCAUCUGAUCAAAUGUCUUUAAAAUUGGGAUGACGUCGUUUUUUUUUUUUGUUCUGUUUUGUAUAAGAUAUUUUGAAAUCUGCAUUGCACAUAAUGGCCAAAUAUACUGAAAUGGUUCGGCUUGUGGAUAAAAGUAACAGGUGAUGGAAUUGCAAACUGAAAUAUUCAAGUUUUUUGUUUAAUUAAAUACUGUAUCUCAUUCA
Molecule: messenger RNA, 3186 nt
Organism: Carassius gibelio (silver crucian carp)
Lineage: Eukaryota; Metazoa; Chordata; Actinopteri; Cypriniformes; Cyprinidae
Product: DCC-interacting protein 13-alpha
Exons: 22
Coding region: 153-2264 (703 amino acids)
Biological process (GO): signaling
Cellular component (GO): cytoplasm; endosome membrane
Molecular function (GO): protein binding
Source: RefSeq, a predicted model, not a curated record